Messenger RNA from Zea mays, 1928 nucleotides. The record is from RefSeq and is a predicted model, not a curated record. Lineage: Eukaryota; Viridiplantae; Streptophyta; Magnoliopsida; Poales; Poaceae.
GCACAUAGUUAAUCUACAUAUUUCGUCCUCUAUAUUGUUCCGUUUAUGUUUUUAAUGAAAAAACAACUCCCACGCUCUUUUUUUUUCUUCUUCUCACGCGUAGCUAUAUAUUUAAGAGAAAGUAAAACCGCAAAGCGAAGGUAAUUCACCCUCACCCCUUCGGCUAUUCCUCGCCCCCUUCCCUUCUCGAGGAUUCGCGUAAUCGUCACCAUGCGCCGCCCGUGGAGGCACUCGGGCCCAGGGUCCGCCGUCGCGGCGCGCCACGGCGCCGCGGACCUCUGCCUCCGCGAGGUCGGGGACCUCCUGCCGCGACGCUUCGCCCGCCGCGCGGCCGGUUCCGAGGACCUUGUAAUGCGGCUCCAGAUUCACCGGAAGCUUGACAGGCACACGGGCUGCGUCAACACAGUGGGCUUCAAUGAGGUCGGUGACACCCUCAUAUCGGGGUCUGAUGAUCAGAAGGUGAUGCUGUGGGACUGGGACACUGGCACCGUCAAAUUAGAGUUUCAUUCAGGACAUGGCGGCAAUGUGUUCCAGGCACGGUUCAUGCCCUGCUCAGACGAUCGGACCAUUGUCACUUGUGCUGCUGAUGGCGAGGUGAGGCUUGCCAAGAUACAGGAUGCUGGAGACGUGUCCACAACAUUGCUUGGUGAACAUGAGGGAAGGGCUCACAAUUUGGCUAUAGAGCCUGGUAGUCCUUACAUUUUCUACAGCUGUGGUGAGGAAGGCUUUGUUCAACAUUUUGAUCUCAGAACAAACACAGCCUCAAAACUAUUUCUUUGCAGAAACUCCACUAAAUCAGUAUACUCAUCUCUUGUUCACCUAAAUGCGCUUGCAAUAGAUCCGAGGAACCCAAAUCUUUUUGUUGUUGGAGGAAGCGAUGCAUAUGCUCGUGUGUAUGACAUUCGCAAGUGCAAGUGGGAUGGAUCAUCUGAUUUUAGUCACGCAUCUGACUGCUAUUGCCCACCACAUCUUGUUGACAAUAAGAGUGUUGGAAUAACAGGGAUUGCAUUCUCUCACCUGAGUGAGUUGCUUGUAUCUUACAAUGAAGAGAAUAUUUACCUAUUCUCUAAGGAUGGAGGGCUGGGACCUGACCCCAAAAAAUCUGUUAGGAUUGGAGCAAUUGAAGGGUGCAAAUCAACAAUGCUAGCAUCUGGACAUGAUGUUUCUCAACCUGCACCUCAGACAUACGUCGGUCAUGUUAAUCGUGAAACGGUGAAGCGUGUGUCUUUCAUUGGGCCAAAUGAUGAAUAUGUUGCCAGUGGGUCAGACUGUGGCCGGAUCUUUAUUUGGAGAAAGGGAGAUGGGAAGUUUCUACGAGCCAUGGAGGGUGAUGAGUGCAUUGUGAAUUGCAUUGAGCCUCAUCCUCAUGCUAUGGCAAUCGCGAGCUGUGGAAUUGAUAAUGAUGUAAAAGUUUGGACUCCCUCUGCGAUUGAGCGGGCACCUAUGAUACAUGUUGAUGAGUUGAGACCUCGCAAGAGAAGAGCCAAGCUCUGGCGCUUUGGCAUACGAGACCUGUUGAUCCAACAGAUACUGGUAUCGGAAAAUAGGCAACAGUCAGCUGAAGAAGGCUCAUCAGAGGACCAUGAGGACAACAUAGAAUUACUUGAUCUAGUGCUACAGGCUGCAGUUGAAGGUGUAUCAUCAUCAUCAGACGAGGAGGAGGAGGACGACGACGACGGCGAUAAUGAGGAGGCGGCGGCCUCUGAUGGCUCUGAAUAGUAGUCAACCGAUCUUUCAGGGUUGUUUCAAAUUGUAAAUAUACAAUAAUAAGCCAUCACUCUUCUCAUGUAUUAUAUAAUAGAACUAUGAUUUAUUAGCUUGUCAUUUCUAUGUUAUAAAUCUGCUUUUAGUAUGCUACUUUAAUGAAAAAAUUGGGCUAACCAAAUUGUGUGCUAUGUUAUGAAAAUCUGAAAUGGUGUUGCGUCAUA